Messenger RNA from Spirodela intermedia, 7687 nucleotides. The record is from the annotation of a GenBank genome assembly. Lineage: Eukaryota; Viridiplantae; Streptophyta; Magnoliopsida; Alismatales; Araceae.
AUGGGGAUGAUAUCUCGCAGGUCUAUCAUUAUCUUUUUCUUUACCAGUCAAUCUCCCCGUCAAGCUUCAAUCCCACAAAUUUCUAAGCUUUUUUCCCAUCAAUUUACAGUGCACUCCUAAAGAAGUCUAGCGAAAGCACCAGGCCUAUCUUAACUAUUAUCGUGGGAGCUUUUUCUUUGUAUUUUUUGUAAGAGCUUCUAUCUCCAGGACAUGUGAUUGCAUGCUCUUGGAUGGAUCCACAGUCUUUAAAUUCUCGUGCUCUCCUUAAUCCUUGACCAAAGCUUAAAUUUGCAGUUCAACUUGUCCCGCCCAUUUUCUGUCCAAUAUCAACAUGGAGAUUAUUGACGGCAUAAGAUCCUCUGUGUUUGACCACCCCUCGGCACGUCCCGUCUCAUGCUUCUCUUCUAGCUGGUGGGGUUCUUAUGGAAACAAAAGGAUUACAUAUACUUUAUUCUGGCUUGCCCAUGAGCUUCCAUGCAUAUUGGCCCGGGAUGGUGAUUCAUUCAAGCUUUUGACUUUUAAUUCCCAUCUGCUCUUCAUUGGUUCACAUGCACCUCAAAUGUACCAUUUAUACCCUAAAUAAGGCACACAUUUUAGCUUGUGAUUUUUGAAGUUCCCUCGCGGCUUCAUGCUUCCAGGCCUCUGCGGCACAAAAUCCUCGUGGUGUUGAGUUACUACCGCUGUGGAUUGGUGUGUCUUAGUCUUAUCUCUUAUUGCGAAGAUUAUGGGGUGAGACUGAUGAGGUACUGUAUUGAUCACGCCUAACCUUGAUUCAAACAGUGAAAUAAAACCCCCGCAUUUUUAUCCGUGGAGCCGUCUGUUCGCCACCCUUCCCUCCCAUCUGUGGGUGGAAUUAUAACCGAUAUCUCUAAGUUAGACGAGGGGUGGGUAUUCACUACAGAUAUGGUACGUCGGAGGCACCACGGAUAAAUCUUGUUCUGGUAUUUAUUUUGGCCAAGAAAAAAGUUUUCUGAGUUCUUGUCGAGAACCGUUAUUCUGUUGGAUAAUCAAUUCCAUCCUUCCAAUUUUUCUUUCCCCCUACAGGGCAUCACUCUCCGACCAAAGUAACUAGUCGCAUUCACAGUUGGGUACGCGCAGAGGGAGAAUAUCAACAUGGCGGUAAAGAAGGUGACUUUGGAGCUCCUCAAACAAGUCUUGACUAUCCUGAAAAAAAAUGCUUCAUUUGAAUUGGUUUCUCUCCAGUUUUGGAAGAGUUUCACGAUCAUGCUCUUCCAUUACGAUGGACGGGCGAGAAAGUGGGACCAAUUCGAGUGGUCAAAGCACGGAGUUCAUGUCAGCGUGAGUAGACAAACAAAAUGGUCGGUAUCUAUUUUACUCCCGACCACUUCAGACGCCAUUUUCUGGCCUUGAAAUACUCCACCGGCCGUCGUUGCGAUGCCCGGCAUCAUCGUCAUCCUCAUCGAUUGUCAGGUGGUACGCGAAGCGAUUCUUGCACCCAGAUGUUGUCGCUGUUAGAAACUCGUCAGAGAGACGACGGCAGUUAAGACGUCGCCGGCGAGAUCACCUCACGAGUUACAAGAAAAACCCAGCAGGAGGAACAAGGAAGACUAUCUCACUACUAUGAAAAACUCUUACAGCCCUCUUUAAAUAAGAAAACAAAGGAGAAAGAAAUAACCGUAAGAAAUAACUAAUUUGCUAAUAACGCGCAUCAUGCAGAAAAUUCUGCAUUACCGCUUUGUGCGUUGACGUGUUCACGUCAACGCACUUCUCACAUAACCGCACUAUGCCGUUAUGCGAGGGGCCACGUGCAAGGCUCCCGUUCACAACAAUCUCCUCCUAAGCCUUGCUGUACUUUCCACGAACAUCAACGAGGCCAAUCUUAGCGCGAAACUCAUGGAACUUGACUUUUCCGAGUGGCUUCGUCAGAACGUCUCCUAACUGUUCUUCACUCUUGAUGAACUCCACGUUGAUCUGACCCUUUUCUGCAGAUUCUCGGACAAGAUGAUACUUCACUUCAAUGUGUUUGCUGUGUCCAUGGAGAACUGGGUUCUUGAUCAACGCUAUGGCAGACUUGUAGUCCACCUUCAGCAUCGGCACGCUUGGUGCUGAGCCAUGCACCUCUGCUAACACCCGAGCGAGCCACACACCUUGGCAGGUAGCAUUGGCGGCCGCAAUGUACUCUGCCUUGCAAUUAGACUGAGCCACCACCUUCUGUUUCAUCAACUGCCAAGUAAUUGGGCUGUUGGCCAAGAAGAAAAUAACUCCAGUCGUGCUCUUCCGAGCAUCAACAUCACCAACAAAGUCACUAUCACUGAACCCUGUCAGUUGGACUUGCUCCUCCUUCUUUCUUUCAUACUUGAGACCCCAGCUCUUGGUUCCCGCCACAUAGCGGAGAAUUUGCUUCACAGCAGUCAAGUGAUCCUUUCGUGGCUCCUCUAGAAAACGACUCACAUAGCCAACAACAAAUGCUAAAUCUGGACGAGUAUUGACCAGGUACCUGAGAUUCCCCACGAUGCUUCUGUAUGCUGUCGCAUCCACCAGCGGCUCCGUGCUCCUCUUGCUCAGUUUCAGACGUGUUGCCAUUGGUACUUGACAGGGAUUGCACCCUGCCAUCCCACUCCUUUCCAGAAUCUUGGCAGCAUAGGCUCCUUGGCUGAUCGAGGUGCCCCUCGCGCUCUGCCUGACUUCAAUACCGAGAUAGUAGUGAAGCAGGCCGAGGUCGCUCAUCUUGAAUGCGUCAGCCAUCUCUUUUUUGAACUGCUUGAUGUCGUCGUAGCUGGCGCCGAUGAUCACCAGGUCAUCGACGUACACCCCGACCACUAGCUGUGCCUCCCCGUUCCGCCUGGUGUAGAUGGCAUGUUCCGAGGGACUCCUCCUGAAUCUGAACGACAGCAGCGUUUCGUCCAACUUUGCGUUCCAGGCCCUAGGCGCCUGAUGUAAGUCGUAGAGUGCCUUCUUCAACUUGAACACCUUGUGCUCGUUGCCCGUGCUGAUGAAACCGGCCGGCUGCUCCACGUACACCUCUUCCUUGAGAUCGCCAUUCAAGAACGCCGACUUGACAUCCAUGUGGUGCACCUCCCACCCCUCGUGCGCCGCGAGAGCAAUGAAAAGGCGCACCGUGUUCAGCCACGCCACAGGUGCGAACACCUCGUCGUAGUCGAUCCUCUGGCAUUGCGCAUAGCCCUUCACCACCAGGCGCACCUUGUACUUCGCCACGGCUCUGUUUUCAUCCCGCUUCACCUUGUACACCCACUUCAACCCGAUCGCCCGGCGACCAUGUGGGAGGUCUACCAGGGUCCAGGUGCGGUUCUCCUCGAUCAACGCCAUCUCCUCCUCCAUAGCCUUCCUCCAGCUCAGGUGGCUCUCUACUUCAGCAAAAGAGACCGGCUCAUCAGAACUUACAGCGUGCAGCUCCUCUGCAAUUAACGCCCGCGACGCGAGACCACGUGGCGAGGCCAGCCCAACGAUGUUGUCGAUCUUGCGGAACCGGAGUGGUGCAUCAUCGUGAUUAGCAUCUAGGUGGUCGAUGUGGACACUCGGUGGAGAGGCGAACUCCACCUCCUCUCCUCCAUCUUCGAUCAGCGCUGCUCCCCCACUGUAGUGUACGAACGGUGGCGACAUCAGCUCCAGUCCCAGCGCAUCAUCAUCAAGUACCUCGAUGGCGCCAUCGAGCUCCGGAGGUACCUGGUUCCCGACGGCAUACUCCAAUGUGAACAUAUCGUCGUGGCUGCCCGCAUCCCCUUGCUCCGUGCCGCUGCCCCAGUCCCACUGGGUAUUCUCGUCGAACACCACAUCCCGUGUCAGAUGGACACGCCUCAUGGUGGGAUCGUAGGCUCGGUAGGCCUUUGAUCCGUACUCAUAGCCGAUGAAGAUCAUCUUGCGGCCGUGGUCCUCCAGCUUCUUGAGAUGCGGUGUCGUGUUCAAGACGUAGGCGAUGCAUCCGAACACCUUCAGAUGGUGCACCGCCGGCUUCUUCCCGUGCCAUACCUCGAAAGACGUCAUGCCGUCCACGCUCUUUGUCGGACACCGGUUCAGGAUGUAUACAGCAGUUGCCACUGCCUCACCCCAAAACCAGCCCGGCAGCCCCUUUGCCUUGAGCAUGCUCCUUGCGGUUGCUACCACCGUGCCGUUCCUGCACUCGACGAUGCCAUUCUGCUACGGGCUGUAUGGCGCCGUGUGUUGACGAUGAAUACCUUCUCCCGCGCAAUACUCUGCGAACUCAUGUGAGGUGAAUUCGCCACCCCGAUCAGUACGAAGCGCUCCCAGCUUCAGUCUUGACUCGCCUUCUGCCCGAGCCUUGAUCUCCUUGAUGGCCACCGCAGCACGGUCCUUUGAAGGCAGCAUGGCCACCCACAUGUACCGGCUUCGAUCAUCCACGAGCAGCAGGAAAUACUUGCUGCCGUUUGGCGUUUCCGGCGCAAUCGGACCACAGAGGUCACUGUGCACCAGCUCCAGAACACGCCGCGCCCGGUACUCUCCCUGUUGGGGGAACGGUGACCGCUUCUGCUUGCCAGCGAGACACGCCUCACACAGCUGGUCCACCUGACCAACUGCCGGCAACCCGCGCACCAGCUCCUCCCGAGCCAUCUUCCGCAGCGCGGUCAUGUUGACAUGGCCGAGGUGCGCGUGCCAUUUCCAAGCUUCUUCAACUGCCCGCGCCUCCAGGCACACCUGCCGAACCAGCUUGGCGUGGAGAAUGUACAGCCGGUUCUCUCCGCGCAUGACCUUUGUCAGGAGCCGUCCGCCUGGCUCAUGGAUCUUCAUCGCCCCCUUCUCGAUGUCGAUAUGGUACCCGGCCUCAUCGAGUUGGCCGACGCUGACGAUGUUCGUCGUCAGUCGGGGAAUGUAAUACACCCCCGCGAAGGACCGGUGCUCGCCGUUCUUGCACAGGAACGCGAUUGCCCCCCGGCCUUCAAUCCGCGCCACCAAGUCGUCGUCGAACCGCACCGUCCCAAGUACCUUCGUGUCCAGCUCGGUGAAAACCGUACGGGAACCCGACAUGUGGUUCGUGGCGCCCGCGUCCACGACCCACGCCUCCUCAUCACGCAGCUCCUCCUCUUCAAGGUGGGCGAACACCUUCUCUUCCCGCAGAUGGAUCUGGGUCUGGGCGCCUGGCUUCUUCUCUUCUUUGGCGGUCCCUCCAUUGACGGGGACCCCUUUUGCUCCCGGCGGCGGUGGGCUUGCACGCCGGAGCCGAUCCUCUGCCUGCGGAGUCUUAGCAAAACGUGGUGGAGUGGAGGUUGGUGGCGGCGCCGUCGAUAUGGCCGUCGUUGACUUCACGAGAAGGAGCGAGGCCUCCUCCUCAUUUUGGACGACGUGGGCCUGCUCUUUCUUGGGCUUGGAGCGGCACUCGCGGGCCCAGUGGCCCAGCUUCCCGCAUCUCCUGCACUCAUCACCUCUGGGCCGGCCUGAGUUGCCCGUCAGGCCGCCUGAUGACGAGCCCUUGUCGCUGCCACGGCCGCGCCCGCGCCCGCGCCCAUGUCUGCCACGGUGCGUCACGCUGCUGCUACCUCCACCACCAGUUUUCUCAUCAUCACGCUUCCUCCGCCGUGCGUCCCACUCUUCCUCGGUCAGGUACAGCUUGCCGUCGUGGUGCAUAGCCGACGGUGGUUCCUCGAAGGCAUCCUCCGCCGCCUUGUGCCGACCCGUCAAAUCCGCGACGGUGAGCGUCGACACGUCAAGCAGCAUCGUGAUCGCGACCACGAUCUGCCUGAAACGCUGGGGAACACUGCGGAUUUUCUCCACUACCUGCAUCUCUUCGACCUUGUCGCCGAGGGUGUUGAGAGUCGACGCCAUGCUGUUGAGACCCAGCGCGUAGUCCUCAACAGACUCUCCCGCCUUGAACGUCGCCGAGUCGAACUGCCGCCGCAAGUUCUGAGCCGACGUCUUCUUUACGCGGUCAUCGCCGAUCCGCAUGGUGGCGAUAGCCUCCCAGGCCUCCUUGGCCAUCUCCUUGUUCGCGAUCACCGGCCAUGGGAGACCUAGUUGCAAUAGUGGACCUUGCAGCUCCAUAGCUUGAAGACCCUAAUCGAUUAUGUCUUGAACACCCACCCUCCUGCUGAUUUCAUACCUAGUUGCAAGACAUAGGGCAUAAUUAUUAUAAACGAAAUCAUGCUAAAUCCGGAUUACAUAGCAUGGGAGACCUAGUUGCGCAAGUAGGCGUCUCUCUGCUUGCGGAGAUCCAUGAAUCGUCAACAUUCUUGAUGCAUAAUUAUUUAUUUAUCUUAUAUGGGCAAAAAUCAUUCGGAAUGGCAUUUUCUUUGAGUUCAAGACAUAGGGCCUAAUAUAUAACUUAUUAUAAAUGCAGUCAUGCUAAAUCCAGAAUACGUAGCAUGGGAGACCUAGUUGCACUAGUGGAAGCGAGGAAAUGGGCAGCUGAUCGAUGUUGGAUGAGCUAUGAGCAUUAAAACACCCAUCAAACUGUUAUACAAAACCCUAAUGAAUGGUGCUUCCCCGACUUCUUUUUCGACUAUUAUUGAUCCAGGUUUGUGGAGAUUGAGCCCCGGUGUCAUCUAGGAACGCGUCGCGUUGCAUGUGGCACAUGAUUCAGGUCGUCCUCCAUCUCUCCAUCAGCUCGUCUCUUUGAUCUCACCACUCUGCUCCUAGAUUGUGCCGAUAAAUCUGCAUCUGUGUCUGCGGAAUGAUCUGGUUCAUGGAUGGGGCUUGGACUUUGUGUUGAGGAGAGGCGUAGAGGUCAGGUCCUUUUUCUUGCUUUAGCUCCCCUUGGUUCUUAUCGAAUGACCACAGAAUAUUCUUUCAAAUUUCUGACGACCAUUGGAGACCUGGACUUGUAGGCUCGGAUGCCAUUGUAAGCUCUUCAGAGGGAUAUGGCAAUGGGGUAGCAUUGUGAUAUGUUGUGAACGGGAGCCUUGCACGUGGCCCCCCUCACCCUGUUCGCAUAACGGCAGAGUGCGGUUAUGCGAGAAUUGCUCUAACGUAUACACGUCAGAGCACAUUGUGAGGUAAUGCGGAAUUUGGUAAUGUGGAAUUUCCUGCAUAACGCACGUUACUGGCCAGUUUUGGCCAGCUAGUUAUUUCUUACGGUUAUUCCUUUCCCCCUCUUUGUUUUCUUAUUUAAAGAGGACUGUAAGAGUUUUUCAAUAGCGAGAAAGUUUUCCUUGUUCCUCCUGCUGUUUUUCCUGUGACUCGUGAGGUGAUCUCGCCGGCGACGUCUUAACUGCCGUCGUCUCUCCGGCAAGUUUCUGACACGAUGCUCGUCGAUUCUUAAAAAUAGAAGUGCAUAGGGCCUUCUUUCUGCGGCCAUCGGCUGAUUCAUUCGUUAUGCUGCAGCCUCCUCACGAAAGGAUUGGCGUCGUCGACUCACAGUGGAUUGUUCAUCAACUGGUCCCCUCUCUGAAGCCAAGUGAGUCGAUUUCACUGUUCAUGGCUUAGAUUCCUUCAGGCGGCGGAUGAGAUUUUCUUGACGACGGUUACCUCCGUUGGAUUUCUCGGGGACGACCCGAGAAUGGGAGAGCUCCGUGGGAAGGGGAAUCGUUUCCCGUCUCUUGUUCAUAAAGGCGUGACCUAUACUAUCAUAAGAUCGUGUUUAGCUUUUGUAACAUAUGUGAUAUCGGUGUCUCCAUUUGUGUAAGGUUUUGCUUCGAUGAACCCACUUGGCUCUCCCUCCACCCGGUAGGUGAAAGAGAGGUGCAAGUACGAGUAGGCGCAGUUCCGAGCUCGGCUGAGGGCGGCGGAUAGCGCCUAUUCCGCAGGGAAGAGGACAUAA